This is a messenger RNA of Symbiodinium necroappetens, 495 nucleotides long. Lineage: Eukaryota; Dinophyceae; Suessiales; Symbiodiniaceae. The record is from the annotation of a GenBank genome assembly.
AUGCCAUGCAGGGUCGUGCAAGUCUCCAGCCGUCUCGAGAAGCGGUCUCAGCUCAACGCAGAGCUGCUUGAGGGAAUAGGUCGUGGAGAGGUGGGAGACCAUGCCUAUGCAGACUCAAAGCGAGCGCUGAUGCUCUGGACAUCCACGCGGGCCCAGAGUUUGGCCUUCAAGGGCGGCCUUUACUGCCAUUGCUCCACACCUGGCAUGGUGGACACUGAGCUUGGCAGGUAUUCCGUGAGUCCAUGGCUGUGGCCGCUCACGAAGCCGCUCCGUAUGCUCCUCCUGCGAUCUCCUGCAGAGGGUGCUCUCGCGGCUGUGGCUGGUGGACUUCUUCCGCAGGCUACGACCCGUUUCGGACGGUACAUGGAUGGCGAGGUGCAAUUGGAAGACUUGGUCCUGAGCCGCAUGGGCGAGAAGGCCCUGGCGACGGAUCUCGUGAAAUGGGCAUCUAAAGCCACGGCUUUGGAGCAGCGCGCGGAUGGCUACGACCGCUGA